Phytophthora sojae is the source of this 1056-nucleotide messenger RNA. RefSeq lists its product as hypothetical. The record is from RefSeq and is a predicted model, not a curated record. The transcript has a single exon. The coding region runs from base 1 to 1056 and encodes 351 amino acids. Lineage: Eukaryota; Oomycota; Peronosporomycetes; Peronosporales; Peronosporaceae.
AUGCAGGAGAAGUUCCGAGAAACCCUCGGGUCUCUUUCACCAGAACUCUCUUUCCUCUUCAUCAUAGUCAAAGGCAUCACGGUCUCAGACCUCAACCACCACUCACUACCCUGGUCAUUCAACAAGCACACCGCCGGCGCGCUGCCAGCAACCCAAGUGACCACCGACCGCAGUCGGUUUCUCGUAGUCUACAACACUAUCCACAUUAUUCUGUUUCGAGUCAUACUGGGCGCUCAAAUGCUGCGCAAACUAUUCGCACAACGCAAGCAGCUCAUCCAGUACAUGAACUUCUUACACGCACAGAUCAUGAUGAUGUUCGUGUAUCCGAUCUACGAAGUGUUGUUCCGCUUUGUUGAAGGAUCGAAUUUCCAGCUUCCUGUAAUUUUGUUGCUGCCUUUGAUGGUGGUUGUUAUAAAAAAUAUUGUGUUGAGAUGUACAAAGCACGUGGAAGAUAUGACGCCGGAGCUGGUAAUUUUUACUGUGGACUUCUUCAACGCCAUCUACGUGGCUACGUGCAUGCAGAGCGCCACGUCGGCCCUCGCAAUCUCCGCCAUCAUUAUGACGGAUCUCUCGCAGACGAUGAUCAUGUUGUAUGGCCUGCACCACCGAACUAAUGGCAUCUUAGCAAGGUUACAGGCUGUAAUACCGGGAGUUGGCAAUCUGAAUAACUUGCUGGCUGCGUCGUGCUGCCUGUGUCGAAACACCGAAGUGCUGGGUCAGCCGACUCGAAGUGGGAUAAAUACUUUCUCGCAUUUCCCGCAUCGACUGCCAACAGCGGAUAACAUCCUUCUAAAGAAGCUGAAUGGAGCGUCUAAGUCGCGAGGGGUUGUAUCGCCUCCGACCGUCGCGGACAUUCCAUCUCGCGAGAAUACUCGAAAGUCAUCCGCGCUGUGUAUCAUUUGUACCAGGAAGCGCAGCAAAGAAAUUCAUCCGAGCACACCCAGUAAUGGUGAUGCAGAGGGUACCCGAGUACCAGUCGACUCGGAGCCACUGAGAUUCCUGAGCUAUUCACUUGAGACGUUCUUCACGAUCGAAUGCCUCGUCGUCACCUCCUAG